AUGACAGACAACAGGCCUAAGAAGUUAAUUGCCAACUAUUUUAAACCUUCAAUAUACAUUAGGUCCUUCAAAGAUGUCAACUUAACCCAACUUAAACGCCAAGGGAUUAGACUUUUUAUCAGCGAUCUUGAUAACACUCUCGUUCCCCAUUACACGCGUUUGCCUAACGCUGACGUGAUCAAUUUCAUCCAAAAGAUUCAGAGCGCCGGAAUAACCUUUGUGAUUGUCUCAAACAACACCAAAAAUCGCACCCAACGUUUCGCCGAAAAAACUAGCGCCGACGCCUUUUACGGUAACGCUCGUAAACCAUUCAAGCGAGUUGUGCGCUCCAUCAUUGAGCGCUACCAAGUUUUGCCUUCGGAAACAAUUAUCAUGGGCGAUCAGAUCGUAAUGGACAUAUUGGUGGCUAACAGAUUAAAGUGCGAAUCAAUUUUGGUCCAACCGCUUGUUUCAACCGACUACAAGAUGAACUGGUUCCACAUGUUUUUAGAACGAGUCAUUUAUUCGCGUCUAGCAAAAAGAAACAUUCUUGUCAAAGGACAGUUCACUAGCAGCGACCUUAGCGAUCGAUUGGAACUUCUUUAA
This is a messenger RNA of Centruroides sculpturatus (bark scorpion), 585 nucleotides long. RefSeq lists its product as uncharacterized. Gene Ontology annotation, molecular function: phosphatase activity. The transcript has a single exon. The record is from RefSeq and is a predicted model, not a curated record. NCBI's taxonomy places the organism in Eukaryota, Metazoa, Arthropoda, Arachnida, Scorpiones, Buthidae. Bases 1 to 585 code for a protein of 194 amino acids.